GGCCCAGACUCCUGGGUCUUCAAAGCACAAGGCUGUAGCCAGGCUCCUAGGAUCCCCAGAGACAGGGUCAGGUGCAUCACCUGCGCCCCUGGGACCCUACCUCCUGCUGCCGCUCCCGAAGCCAUUCUGCAGCAUUCACCGAUCUCUGCGUCCAGCUCUGCUCAUCUGCUGUUAUCUUGGACCUCACUAAGCAGCUAUAGGCGUCUCCCAGAACUAUGAAAUCCCUCAGCCCGAUCCUCUUCUUCCUCGUCUUCCUCCUCUCCCGGCUGGGUUCCAAGGCCGACCCUUCGGCCUCGCCACUUACAGGCUCCGACUUCCCUGAGAUGGGCCACCCCUCUCAGACCUCCCCUCCUGCUUCUGAGAAUGCCACUAGAGACCUGCCUAACCCAGACUCCCCUGCGACUGCUUACCCCGAGCCCUCCAAAUCACCCCAUGCAGUUUCCCCUGAGCCCUCCCGCCUUGACUUCACUGAGACUACCAACAAUGACCUCCAAGAAACCCCACACCCAGAGUCUUCUGAGAACCCUAAAUUUAACUCACCCGAUACCUCAAUAGCAGACUCCCUGGAGACUCCCAAAAUUAACCACUCCGAAAUGACAGUUCCAGAACCUUCUGAGACCCCCAAAUCUGACCCGACUGACAGUCCACACCCAGAAUCCCCUGAGACGCUCAAACCUAAUCCCUCCAAAACCCCAUAUCCAGAAUUUCCUGAGACCCCAAGCCCUGACCCUACCCAAACUCCACACCAAGAAUCCGCAGAGAUUCCCAAACUUAACUCCACCGAAGUCUCACUCGCAGAAGUCUCUGAGACCCCACAUCCUGGCCCUCCCAAGAUUCUUCACCCCAAAUCUCCAGAAACCCAUAACCCUGACACCACUGAAACCCCAAACUCUGAAUUCCUCCAGACCCUCCAUUCCAACUCUACUGAGACCCCCCACCAAGAAUCCCAUGGAACUCACAACCCCAGCCUCACUGAAAUGCCCCAAACAGAAUCCCCCACACCCCAGUACCAAGAUGCCACAGAGAACCCCAUGACCUCUGACCCUGAGGUCUCCACCAGUCCUCACCCAGAAUCGACUACACCUUUCAAGGUCAAAGCUACUGACCUAAAUGAGCUGCCCCUGAGUCCCAAACCAGAAACCCCUGCAGUGACCCAGCCUGAGUCCCUUAAAUUGCCCGCCUCAGUUUCUCCUGGGACAGUUGAGCUGAAGGCCUCCCAGAACUCUAGCCUGAAAGGACCUGAUGCCCUUCUUCCCUCAGCCCGGAUUGCGGGCCCCCCUGCUCCUCUGGGUUCCCCCAGUCAGCCGGCCCCUGCCACUCCGCGGGCCCCCCAGCGGCGCAGCCGAGGUGAGAGAGUCAGCACUAUCAUCGUGGUGGAACGAGUGGAGAAGACCGGCGUGACCCUGGUGGGACGCCCCCGGGGUGCGACGGGUGGGGCCCUCUGCCUCUUCCUCGCGGGGACCGGACUGCUGAUCAGCAUUUUCCUGCUGCUCUGGUGUCUCUACCGCCGGGCGGCUCGACACCGGCCCUUCGCACACCACCGGCUUCCAAACGACGGGGAUGAACCUGUUAUGCAUUUGGAAGCCCCGAAGGACCCCUACGACCUUUACUUUUAUGCCCCGGAUGCUUGGGUCCCUUCACACAUCGCCACUAAACAGCCGCCGCCCACCCCCCCGCUGCCGCCCAAGCUGCCCCCGCCACCCCGCGGGAACCGCCCCCAGAGCCUGGAGCCACUCUCCCCCGCCACACUCCCCAACAAUUUCGUGUGAGCCCCACUCGCGUCCUGCCAGACCCGCGCCAUCCCCGCACGGAGGAAGGACCCAGAGGUCCUUUCCUCCUGGCACGCUUUGCUGCAUAGUAGUCCUCUCGGAUAGGACGUUCAACACACCGAGAUGCUUUCGCUGUGACCGGAGAACACCGUCUGAGGCCGAAUAAAUCAA
This is a messenger RNA of Lutra lutra (Eurasian river otter), 1940 nucleotides long. RefSeq names its product golgi associated olfactory signaling regulator (gene GFY). The transcript has 5 exons. The coding region runs from base 216 to 1769 and encodes 517 amino acids. NCBI's taxonomy places the organism in Eukaryota, Metazoa, Chordata, Mammalia, Carnivora, Mustelidae. The record is from RefSeq and is a predicted model, not a curated record.